This is a messenger RNA of Acipenser ruthenus (sterlet), 3108 nucleotides long. RefSeq names its product zinc finger protein 438-like. NCBI's taxonomy places the organism in Eukaryota, Metazoa, Chordata, Actinopteri, Acipenseriformes, Acipenseridae. Gene Ontology annotation, molecular function: sequence-specific DNA binding; DNA-binding transcription factor activity, RNA polymerase II-specific. Gene Ontology annotation, biological process: regulation of transcription by RNA polymerase II. Gene Ontology annotation, cellular component: nucleus. The record is from RefSeq and is a predicted model, not a curated record. Bases 500 to 2842 code for a protein of 780 amino acids. The transcript is spliced from 4 exons.
CCAUUCUCAUUUUGUUGUUUACACAUAGAACUAAAAGUAAAACCAGUAAAUGUGUACAUUGGGCAGUAAAUUAUUUUUAAAAAGCUACUUUACACCACGUAUCUAACAAACGCACGCACAGCUUUUUCUGUAAAAACAAACAAACAAAAAACCCAGUAGUAAGGCUUCAUACCACAAUUCUCCCCUUUUACGACGAGAACAAAGUACAGCUCAAAAUGGCUGUUGUAAAACAGCUGUGUGACAGUGUUGUCCAAUAUAAAGAGUAUUUUAAUUUUUAAAAGUGAAUAAUCCACUGUACUGUCAGCCAGAAGAAACAACGCGCGGAACACUGAAAGAAAGGUCCUCCUGGCUUGUCCUGGUAGCAGUCUCUUGAAGUGCUUGCUCCAUGCGUCAGUUCUAGUUUAUUACUGGCAUGGCUCCCACUUGUUUAUCUUCACACUUGUCAUCCAGACCAAACAGUACCUGAUUAGUAGGUGAGCUUAGACCAUUAUCAUCCAUCAUGGCAUGUCCGACGAAGAGCCUCCAGUUUAGGACCAUUGCUCCUAAAGUGCCUUCCUCUGUCGUUGGGCCAGCUGUCCUGUCAUGUCAGCCCUCCCUGCCCGAUGCUCAAGCGACCAGCCCGAAGUCCAUUAUCAUGCCAGCUCAGAAAUACGCUCUGAUGCAGGUUGCCAGCCAAGAGGGGACCUUUUCCCUUGUAGCCUUGUCUCCACCUGUGACGCCUCAGUCACCCCAGCAGAUCCAGAGAAACAUGACCUUCCCGAAAAACAUGAAAUUGCCAAUCCCCAGGUACCAGUCCGUGAGAAACAAGCCCACUCCGGAGAAGGCUGCAGCAGCUCAGACAGCUCACAUGUUCACACCUGCCAAACAUGUGACACAAGCUGUUCAGAUACAUUCUGUCUCCCCUGCUGAGACUUCUUCUAAAGUAGAAGGAUCCGAGCGAGUUAUAUUAAUCGACCCCAGCUCCAAUGAAAUCACUGUCACCACAUUGCUUACUGGGAGCACUGUCUUGGGUUCUUCUGUAGAAAAGCCAGCAGACACUGAUAAGGCAGAUAUAGACCCAACCAUCUGCAGUGUUUCGCAACACCUCCACGCUGGAGCAAAUGCUGCUGAACCAAACAGCAGCACUUAUCUGAAAGACUCUGAGGAUGAAGCCGAGAAGUUAAAACAACACCUAUCAAAGCCUUCUAACUCAUCCAAUACCAUAACUGUUCUCUCGCCAGCGAUUUUUGGCAAGGCUGUCCAGAUUAUUCCAUCUGCUUCUAAAGUGAAAGUGCCCAUCUUGCCCUACUCCAAAGUAAAAAACACCUUGUACCCGGUGACUAAAUUGAACUCAAAAUCGCCAGAGAAGAUGACGUCUACCUUAAAGUCUAAUCUACGCAAAACAGCAGAACAUGUCCCAAAGCCUCUGGAAGCUUCUGAUGGAUGUUAUCUAGCUUCCUCCCCAUCACAGGGCACCUCACAGCAGGUAAAUACAAAGUGUCUUGCUAGCAGCUUUGGAAAAGUGCUUGCAGAUACAUUUCAAAAGCCGACCACCAGUACCAGUAGAAAAAGGGGAAGGAAAAGAAAGACCAUUGAGGAUGUACUCGCUUCGGAGGCUAAGAAGAAGAGAUCGUUCUCUUUCAUUAAGAGACGAUAUCCAGACAAACCAUUGCCAGAAAGCAGCGGAUCCAAGGAGAAGGCACUAGAUAUUUCCAAGAAGUAUCGCAGUAUCAGGCCUAAACCUGUUGUGCUGGCAGAAGCUGUUCCUCAUGUGACGGGUCUCAAUCAACUCCCUGAGUGUUUGGAACACGAGUUUUUUACAAACCAUAGAUUUGCAGGUAGAGUUUUAGACUGUCAGCACUUGGACAACAUUACUGACAAGUACGAAUCUAUGAAAACUAGUAAUGUAUACCUUGGGAGUAAGCAGUUGCACAGGUGCUCCACCUGCAACCGUUGCUUUCAGUUUAAACACCACCUCCAAAGCCAUAUGAACAGUCACACUAACAGCCGUCCUUACGUUUGCCCCCUGUGUCGUAAGACGUACGCUCAUUCGGGCAGCCUGAGCACGCACAUGAAGCUUCAUCACAGCGAAGGCCGUCACAAAAAAAACAUGCGCUGUGAGUUCUGUAAUAAAGUUUUUGGCUACAUCGGAGUCUACUUCAGACACCUGAAGGAAGUCCAUAAGGUGAUUCUUAGUUUAGAGCCGUCUGUUCAGCAAAAUCAAGUUGAAGUUGACGCAGCAAAUGGGGGGAGUAAUUCCACAGAUUCCAGUGACGACCCAAUUCAGAGUCAAGAGGAACAGGCGGAGCUGCAGAUCAAGUGUGGCCGCUGCCAGACCAUCACGCCCACCUUUGCGGAUAUGAAGCUGCACCUACUGUAUGUUCAUGGGGAGGAGAUCCAGGUGAGGCUCAAGGACGGGGUCCUCCAGGGAGGCAGAGAGGCUGAAAGCGAGCUGGUCAAGCAUGCGGCCCACUAUUGGAAACAGCUGAAUGAGAAGAGGAACCUUGUCAAGUGCGGAAGCUGCAAGGAGGAAUUCUACUCCUUCUCAAAACUGAAGAAGCACAUAUACUCCCAUCACCAGGGCGAGCCUGUAAUGAAAGUGGAUAGUGCAGCAUCUGAAAACACACGCAGGGCCCACACUCAGAACACCAGCCCUGAGCUGCUUGACAAGAGCAUUACACUGAGGGCAGAGCUGGGUUUCAACUGCAUCUUGUGCACAGGGGUCUUGGCCAGUAAGGAGGAGCUGUUUGAUCACUGGCAGUCUUGUCACAACUGCGAGGACCCUGCUGUGCUGUGGACGGUGGUGAGCGCUUUUAUGGAGCGAGAGGAAGUCAAACCUUCCAGUGAAAACCCUGAAAAGUAGUCCACAUAUCACCCCACACACCCCUGGGGGCUAGAACAACUCUUUCAGAAGGGGCUACAGAGAAUCUAAGGGGCAUUUAUUCUUGGAGAAAACAAUAGAUUUGAUAUAAUCCUACUGAACAUAUUUGAAAUUAUCUUCCCAAGACACUAGUGCCAAAAGUGCCUUAUGGAAUGCUUAAUGUAAUGUAAACCUAGCCUAUCUAAGAUAAGGAGGCAAAAGAUUGUAGUUAAAUAAUAAAGUUAAAUCAGAUUUCUUAUUGAAAAAAA